AUGCCAGGUAUUGACUUUGCAACUCUCGCCAACUUGCUGAAGCCGCAGAAGGUUAUUGAACAAAAUGAGAACUCAUUUACCAUCCACACGUACAGCAGCUUAAGGAACUACCUCAUUAAAUUCAAGGUUGGAGAAGAGUUUGAGGAAGAUAACAAAGGCCUGGAUAACAGAAAAUGCAUGAGCUUGGUUACCUGGGAGAAUGGCAGACUCACUUGUGUACAGAAAGGGGAGAAGAAGGACAGAGGCUGGAGCCACUGGAUUGAAGGGGACCAGCUCCACCUGGAAAUGUUCUGUGAAGGCCAGGUGUGCAAACAAACAUUCCAGAGAGCCUGA
Messenger RNA from Mesocricetus auratus (golden hamster), 333 nucleotides. It is a transcript of the gene Rbp7, whose product is annotated as retinol binding protein 7. Gene Ontology annotation, cellular component: nucleus; cytosol. NCBI's taxonomy places the organism in Eukaryota, Metazoa, Chordata, Mammalia, Rodentia, Cricetidae. Gene Ontology annotation, biological process: fatty acid transport. The record is from RefSeq and is a predicted model, not a curated record. Gene Ontology annotation, molecular function: fatty acid binding.